AUGGAGAAGCUUCAAGAUGUACAAAAAUAUAGUGCAGAUAUUUUCCCUGUGUCGUUAGGGCUAGUUAGAGAUAACAAUUUAGAUGCAAUUUCACAGGAGAAUAUUUUUGCUGCUUUUUUUUAUAUCACCCUGUUUCUUCUGUCCAUUAGGAUUCUACUAAAUAUUUAUUAUCGAUCAGUGGUUCAAAAUGCACAAGAACUUUUUAUGCUUAUGAAGUAUGACUUCAAUAAUAGAAAAGGAGCGAUGGGAGAACUUAUGAACAAAGUGUCAGGACCCCUGAACAUGUUUAAGAUGUACGUAUUGAAUGAGCUUAAUACAAUUCUAGGAGUAAUAGUUAAAAAAUUAACAAGUACCAAUGAAGACGUCAAAUAUAUUCAGGGAUAUCCAACACAGGAUAAUUUAAUGAAUUCAUAUUAUGAUAAUGAACAUUAUGACAACGAAUACCAUAAUGACGCGGAUUACAAGAAUGAACGACAACGACAACUAGAACAAGAAGAACAGGAAAGACAACGACAACUGGAACAAGAAGAAGAGGAAAGACAACGACAACUAGAACAAGAAGAACAGGAAAGACAACGACAACUAGAACAAGGUGAUGACCAGGAUAAUAAGGAAGACGAAGAAGACCAUGAUGGAAACGAACAGGAUUCUAUGCAAAAAGGAUUAGGUGAUAGAUUCAUGACAGAAUUUAACAGUGGCAUGAAAUUUGCAGAAGCAAACAGCAACCUUUAUAAGUUUUAUUGGGAACUCGCGCAGAACAAGCCACCAUACAGCUUCACAAAAGAAGGUGACGAAGAUAUGAUCAAAGACACAACUGAUGAAGAAUCUUUGAAAAAUUCCGAAGAUGCCGAUGAAGAAGCAACCACCGAUAGUGACAUAAAGGAAAAUGUAAUAGAAAAAAAAACUGAAAAAGAUAGCAACACAAAUGAAGAAAUGGAAAGCACUGAAAAUAUUACACUAGAACCUGACACAAAAGGACAAUCAAAGUCAGAAACAGGUGAACAAUUAAAACGUGCAACGGGUGUACCAUCGAAACGUGCAACCAGGCGAGGAAAAAAAACUGAUGCCAACGCAGUAGCAAAGCGCCAUUCGGCCGCGGUUCCUAAACGUCAAAACAUUGGACCAUCGAAACAUGUAACCAGCGGAGUAGCAAAGCGCGAUACCAGAGCGGUUCAUAAACGUGAAACAUCGGGACAAGAGAACCCCCCAAAAAACGAACAAGCACAGGACAAGACAAAUGAAGAACCAACGAAUGUGACACAGGAAGCGAAUGCCGGAAUACAACAAGAUAAAAUGAAAAAAAAACUAAACCUUAAAAAUAUAAUUUCAAAAGAUAAAGAAAACAGUGAAAAAGGUGCAAAUGCUGAUAACUCAAAUAAAACCGUACAAACAGAAGAAUGGAAAGUUAAUGAAUGGAAUAAAUGGUUGCAGCAGAUAGAUGAACAGUGGCAUUUUUUCUUUUUAGAUCUGCAAAACAAAACAACCGAUUGGAUGAAGCAAACAGAAGGAGAAUUUAAAAAAUGGACAAAAGAAAUGGAAACUAAAUGGAUGAAUUACAACCACAACUUGGAUAAGGAAUAUGGCACUGAUCUUUACAAAAAAUAUCCAACGUGGAAUGAAUCUCAGUGGACAACAUGGAUGAAAACAGAUGGAAAAAAACUAAUACAAGAAGAAUGGAUUAAGUGGAUAAACGAUCAUGACAGUAAAUUGAGUGAAUGGGUUAACUAUGACUGGUGCCAAUGGAGAUCCUUAAAGAAGUUUAAUUGGGAAUUGAGUCAAUGGAAAAGUGAUGAAUAUGAACAUUGGGCAGAAUCGCAAAAUGGAAAUUUGGCCCUGUUGCUACAUAAAAAAAAAAGAAAAAAAUAUUUAACAUGGAAAAACAGGAUCGAAAGGGAAAAGUCAGAAUGGGAUAGUUGGGUGCAAUCAAAGGAUGAGUUAAUUGUAAAAAGUAAAGCCGAUAAAUGGGAUGAAUGGAAAAAUGAAAAACGUCAAUUAUUUUGCGACUGGAUGGAAAACUUUAUAAACACAUGGAUCAGAAGGAAGCAGUGGAAUUCAUGGGUUACAGAGAGACGAAAUGUACUUUCCGGAAGAGAAUCGUCUGCAUAUUAA
Plasmodium fragile is the source of this 2109-nucleotide messenger RNA. RefSeq lists its product as uncharacterized. The record is from RefSeq and is a predicted model, not a curated record. The transcript has 3 exons. NCBI's taxonomy places the organism in Eukaryota, Apicomplexa, Aconoidasida, Haemosporida, Plasmodiidae. The coding region runs from base 1 to 2109 and encodes 702 amino acids.